This is a messenger RNA of Brienomyrus brachyistius, 1741 nucleotides long. Its product is annotated as protein FAM177A1-like. Bases 90 to 695 code for a protein of 201 amino acids. The transcript has 5 exons. NCBI's taxonomy places the organism in Eukaryota, Metazoa, Chordata, Actinopteri, Osteoglossiformes, Mormyridae. The record is from RefSeq and is a predicted model, not a curated record.
GAGACGUCACUUCCGCAUCCGCAUGUGGUCCGCGCUUCGGCUCAGAGUGGCGACAGCGACUAUACGCCGUACAACACGAGCAGGCGGAGAUGGCGGAGUUGUCUCUUUAUCUUGCCAACGUUAACGUGUCCCUGGGCCAGACCAUGGAGGCUGAGAAGAGCCCAGGCCCUGCGAAGGACUUCGAGCGUGUGGAGCUCGGCGAGAUGGGGAAAGGGGCGCAGCAGAAGCAGAAGGUCCCACGGCGGAUCAUCCACUUUGCAAGCGGGGAGACCAUGGAGGAAUACAGCACAGAUGAAGAGGAGGUCGAGGAGAAGGUGAAGAAGGAGCUGCCACCACCGGUGGAGCCUUCCAAGCUGACAUGGGGUCCAUACUUCUGGUUCUACAUGUGGAGAGUUGCUACGUCCACACUCUCGGCGUGUGACUACCUUGGAGAAAGGAUGGCCUCGCUCUUUGGCAUCACCUCGCCCAAGUACCAGUACGCCAUCGACGAGUACUACAGGAUGAAGAAGGAGGAGGAAGAGGAGGAGGAGGAGAAUCGUAUGUCAGAGGAGGCCGAGCGCAGAUUCGACGAGCAGCAGCGACAAGGAGGACAGGAGGCCGCAACGGAGCAGCCCGGAGGCUCCGCCUCAUUUCUCAACGUCACCUUUGAGCUGGAGGCGGAGCCCCACACUGUCCCCACCCCCGUUUCCACCUAAACCACGUCCCCACUCAUUAUCUGCCUACUCGUUAAACAGACACCCCUCCUGAGCUUAGCAAAAUCACGUCUUUCGUAUCCCCCCACUCCGAUUUUGAUGCAUGUGCCUUUGCUUGUUGGUGACAACAAGUUUGUUCCAACUCUCUGCAAAAAAAAAAGUGUUUUUAAUGUCAGUCGUUGGCAGAUGUGAUGUUACUUUCCUUGUCUGCGUGUGUGUGAGUUAAACGGACCCUAAAUGACCUUUAUCCUUGAGUAACCAUAACUCAAGCUCCAACAACCUUUGUGCUGUGACUCGGACAGGUUAAGGCAAUGCACUGGUGCUGACGUUUAACCAGGUUAUCUACCACUGUACACCUUAAUCUCACUUAAGUGCUUGAGCAUUUAUUUGCAUGUUAUGUGAUUCACUGGAUGUUUUUUUUCAGGAAUGUUUCACAUACUUUAUGGAAUUCCACUAGAAUCAGUAGAAUACUUUAUUCCCCCGAUAUGACUAAGCACUACAGCACCGCCCUUCUGUGCGUGCCGUGAGAAUUAAUUUAGUGAAUUUUUUUUUUGUGUUGACAUUCUAUCAUUCCAGGCACAAAGGUGUCAUUAACGGUGAAUGUUACAAGCUGGUUGACUGACAUCUGAUACAGGUAAAACUGAGUAUAUAUGCAUUUUUUUAAUGAAAAAAAAAAUGACUGUUUUGGUUUUUGCAUUUUGAUGUUGGAACUGAUCGUGUUCUGAUUUCAAUGCGACUCUGAAUUUGGGAGAGGCCUGCCCGUUCGAUGCGGUCUGAACUUUUCGUUGCAGCGUUCGCUAAGUCUGCUAACAUGGCCGUGUCGACUUGGUGCGAGGCUGCACUCGCGUCUCUUCCUUGGAACCUGUACGUGAUUUCGGCAGCUGCUGCAGCCCAGAGGUGUAACUGAUCUCUUCCACUGGAAAGGCUGCUGUAUUCUAGGCCGGUAAAUAAGCUUCUAGGUUACAGGCAUGUUGUCAGGUGGAACGUCUCACAUUAACAUUUUCAGAUUGCUGACUUAUUAGCCAAGGGAAAUUUGGGGGGGGGGGGGG